Acanthopagrus latus (yellowfin seabream) is the source of this 3096-nucleotide messenger RNA. Its product is annotated as SH2 domain-containing adapter protein E-like. Lineage: Eukaryota; Metazoa; Chordata; Actinopteri; Spariformes; Sparidae. The record is from RefSeq and is a predicted model, not a curated record. Gene Ontology annotation, molecular function: phosphotyrosine residue binding. The transcript is spliced from 7 exons. Bases 1092 to 2516 code for a protein of 474 amino acids.
GCAACAUAUGGAAGGGAAGGGAGUGGAAAGGGGGAAAUAUAAUGUUAGCAAAGACCAAAAGUAGGCCUGCACAUCUCAUGCCAUUGGUCCACCACCAAUCGAGUGCAGCAUCACGUUUGGAUUGGCCAAUACCCCUUAGUGACAGAGUGGAGCAGCUUUUUAGACCUAGGGCCUCUUUCUCAAGUCCAACAGUUGAGAAUGGAUUCAAUGAUGGGACAUAGACUGGCAUGAGGACAAGAUGCUGAACAUCCAGGCGUUACCAUCACCCAAGGUUUAUGAAGCCUUGAAUCGCAAAAUGACCCAGGCAGACCAAAAAUGACCCAGGCGAGGAGGGAGAGAGGCCGCAAACAAGAGGCAGAAGAGAUCAAACACAUACUGCAUUAAUUGGGCUAUAAGCAGCCACAGGAAUAGCUAAAUACUGGUGUCGUAGGUAAGUCUUAAACCAGAGUACUGCUUAUUGUGCCCCUGUGUCCUACAAUUAAAAGUUCCGAUCGCCGCCCACCAGGUCCUGCCUCCCCCCUCUCCCCACCUCUCUUAACUUCAGACGCCCCCUCCCCUCUACACUCCAGGCGCAGUCAGGAGCCUCAUUGCGACUACGAAAGCUUGUGAAAGACUCGAUUUUAAGCGCCACUCUGGGAAUGGGACCGCAAAUCGGAAGCAAGAAGAACUUCGCCUUCUUUCGGAUCUUCCCGCUCCGCAGGCAACUUUUCAUCCAAAGGGAAUAAACUUUUUUUUCUUUUUUAGAAGAAAGGGACAGGUGUAAGAGAAACACAAAUGGGAUAAAGUGGUGGUAUGUUUUUUUUUUUUUUUCUCUCUCUCUCCUUUCCUCCUCCUUUAAGUUUCUAUUUAAAAAGCUGAAGGUUCAGACUGGGGACUUCUCUGAGGGGAGCUUUUUAUGACAUGCUUUAAAGUGAGGUGUGGAGAUCCCGCAGUUCACACAGGCUCUACCCCAGAAUAAAGCAGCGGAAGUCUUUUGUUAGAGGGGCCGUGUGGGUUUUUCUAAAGGUGCGUCUCUGGGGCCCCCGGUGUAUGGCGCUGAAAGGUGUCGGAGCAGCAGGCAGAGAGCGCUACUGGUUUCCAUCCGAGCUACAAUGGCGAAGUGGUUCAAGGAGUUCCCCAUCAAUCUGAAGAACGGUACCGACAGGAUCCGCUCAGCCUCCGAGUCUGGCUCGCAGCCCAGAGCCGGAAAACCCGGGCUGGUGGCCAGCAUCGGUACCAAAACACCUGGCUCCAAAACGGGCCACCGCAAAAACUCCUCCAGUGACAGCACGGGAGGUGGAGGUGGAGGUGGUGGAGGAGUCGGGUCUCUCCUCUCCGGGAGAAACCGCAAGAACUCGGCCACAGAGGUGAGCAGGAACGGUGUGAGCGCCCCGAAAGAUGGGAAGGUCUGGGACUCCCUCCUGUCAGGGAAGAGCCGCAAGAACUCCAAAGCAGAACCAGCAGAACCGGUGUUCGAGGAGCAGCAGCAGCAGCACAGGCCUCUGAAGAGCUCUCCAUCCGCCAACUCCUACAUCAGCCGGCUGAUCAGGGUGGACAAACAGGACAAGAGCCCCAACUUCAACUGCGGCACCGUCACCGGUCCGGUACCGGUACCCGAGGCCGAGAAACCGGCCCAGUGCAAGACCGAAACUGUGAUCAUCCUUGAGGACUACGCGGAUCCCUUUGACGCUCAGAAGACCAGGGAGCAGAGGGAGGCGGAGAGGGUCGGGGAGAACGAUGGUUACAUGGAGCCGUACGAUGCUCAGCAGAUGAUCACGGAGAUCAGACGUCGGGGCUCCAAGGACCUGCUGAAGGUGUGUGUGCUGAUGGAGGCGGUCGAAGGGGCAGUGGAGGAAGGUCAGCCGGCGCCCUUGCAGAUAUACGACGUGCCGUACGAGGGAGGCGGGGACGGCGACAGGACGGCGGUGGUCGCGCGGGGGCCCGAGCUGGAUCCUCGCCCGUCCACUGAGUACGAGCUGCCCUGGGAGUGGAAGAAGGAGCACAUUGUCAGAACUCUGUCGGCACAGUUUGACAGCCCCGAACGCCAAGCCAAAGAUGACACGCCUCACCUGACGCUCACCAGGCAGCCCCAGCAUCCGCCGGCCCAGCAUCAGCAUCAGCAUCAGCAUCUGAGGCAGAAAAGCUGGACGCAGAAGAUCCUGAGAUCCUCACCUCCGACCCCUGACCCCGAGGCCUGCUGCGUCGACCCCUCCCUGCCGCUGGAAAAACAGAGCUGGUACCACGGCUGUGUGACUCGUCAGGAGGCGGAGUUCCAGCUGCAGUCCUGCAGGGAGGCCAGCUUCCUGGUCCGGAACAGCGAGUCGGACAACAGCAAGUACUCCAUCGCCCUCAAGACGAGCCAUGGCUGCGUCCACAUCAUCGUCGCCCAGACUAAAGAGAACGGCUACACCCUGGACCAGAGCAGCUGCGUGUUUCCCAGCAUCCCGGAGGUGGUGCACCACUACUGCACCCAGCGCCUGCCUUUCAACGGCGCCGAGCACAUGACCCUGCUGCACCCAGUGCCUCGCAGCCACUGACUCCACCCGGGCUGAGCUUUAGGUAUACAAAAAAAGAAGAAAAAAAAACAAGCACACCUCUGGACAGACAUGGACACAGUGUUUCCAAAAGAACCACCUCACCUCUGAUGUGUCGAUGUGUACUUCUGCUGCUCAGUCUCACAUCAUAACUCGGGCCGUGUGACCACCACCUCAUGUGCUGCUUUUAUCGAAUCUGAUUGGAUGAUCAGAGCAUGUUUGCAGCUGACUCUCUGUCUUUAUCUUACUUUGAUGUGUGGCUGAUGCAAAUCAUCUCAGCUGCUGUUUUGCAUGUGAACGGGGGGGGGGGGGAGCGCAGACCACGAGGCACUUUUAAAGAUCAAAUGUGACUUUGAGUUGGUUUGGGAGCAGGAACUCACGCACAGAUGUAUUGUUUUUAAUUAUCCAGCGAUGCCACACAUGACACUGUUUGUUGUUGCUGCCACGUGGAAUUUAUUAUGGGGCAGAAAAGUGCCUUUUGAUACAGAGUGAAGCUUGCUCGCUUGUGUGCAGCUCUCUCUCUCCCUCUGGUGGGUGUGCUGGUACACUACACCGACAUAGCAACACACACACACACACACAC